AACCAAUAAAAUCUCGAGUAGUAAUCCAAAGUAAUCCAAUCAGUAAAAUCUCGAGUAGUAAUCCAUAGUAAUCCAACCAGUAAAAUCACGAGAAUUAUGCGGAGCUGAGAAAACCAUCGAGUAAAAAAAACAAAACACUAUCGACAUGGCACAAAAAGAAUAAACCCAGGUGUUCCGGGUGGUAAGCGUCUCGAGCAAUAUCACUCUGGUUGAUAGGACUAGCUAACCACUUAACCUUCUAGUCACAGCUUCUUUAAAGUCCCUUACAUUGAAAACUUCCUCAGGAAAGCAUUCAGUAGAAUUAAAGGAAUUCCUUAGAUCGUUGAUCAAACCGGGGCCUGGUAAUUUAGACUCAAACCCAUUCAUUGCAUGGGUCUUAGUUAACGUAAAAGACAAGAAGAACGUUUCCUGGAACUUUAUUUCAUUGUCGAUAGGCUGUGUACAAACGCGAACAAGUUGAAUUUUUUUUUUUUAUAUUCUAGUGCAGGAUGUGUUUGACCUCAACGGUCCUCUGAGUUUAGAUUUAUUUAGGUGGAUUUGAUUCCCGUGACCUUGAAUUUGAGGUCAAUGUCGUUCACCCCAGCAUGCUAAAGACCCAAUAUCAGAUUUCUGGACCUCUUGCUUAGUGAAAAGAAGCUAUUUAGAUAUUUUAGUAUACUUGACCCCUGUGACCUUGAAUGAAGGUCAAGGUAAUUCAUUUGAACAAUCUUGAUAGUCCUUCACUAAAGCAUGCUAUAGGGCCAAUAUCAGGUCCCAAUGUCUCUUGGUUAUUGAGAAGACGUCGAAAAUGUAAAUUGUUUAUGAUCGUCUCUGGUGACCUAAAAUCUUUGACCGACUUCACAAUCAAGAGUACCUGUGUUUUAGUAUACCGUCCCAGGGUGUGUGUACUGUAUAUAGACAAGAAAGAUACAAUCAUGGCCAUGACUAUAUAUAACAUAAAGGUUUCUCGAAAUGUUUAAGAACACACAAGAUAUGUUCAGUAUAACUACCAGUCAAGAUGAAGAGGUACACAGCUCAGAAAAUGCACGUGGUCGUUAUGAAAAGGACACGCAGGCGUGUACGGUAUCGGAUGCAGGAGAAUGAAUUGAUUGUGUCCGAUCCGAUUAAAGAAAUCCGUCCGAGGAAAAUGAGUUUCAUGUACUACAGACAGAAGGAACCCAAACCCAAGACAAUACCGGCAUAUGGUUUCGAGAAAAAGAAGGCAUCGGAGGUUCGAGAUAUCACAGAACGUCUAAGUCGGCCGACGUAUAAUCGGCGACUGUCGGCCGACGAGCCAACACACUUGUAUAAUUUCGACAAAAGUCGGGAAAGUAGUGCUUUACGAAAUCGUACGCCGUCUUCAUGUGGGCGACGUUCGGCACUCAGCUCGAGUGACCGUCAGCGAAGUGCUACGCGUCGUCUCACGGAUCGGGAAAUGCAAAGACUCAUACGGCGACUCCAAAGGCCUACCGAAAGCUAUGUAAUAGCCACGACAGAACAAAUGGACGAACCACAAGGUCGUAUCUCUCGGACACCGAUCGCGGAGGAACAAAUAGCAAAGACGGUGAGGCGGCUUCGACGUCCGACUACAGCAACUAUGGCUAAGGAUAUCAACGAAUGUCAUUUGUGUUUUGAACAUGAAAAUAAAAAAUCUACGGAUCCUCCCGAUGCGUUCGAUUACGAUUAUAUAAUGGAUAAAUCCCUUCCACCAGAGGAACUAGACUAUAUCGUCAGUCGCAUGCGCGUGCAGACAUGUUCAAGUGCGCAUGGGCGUCGUUGUGCGAAGACACCAGCAACUGCAUAUUUCGACGAAGUGAAAGCGCGGGAAAAUCUCCCAUUACUCAGUGGUCUGGCUCGAAGUAAAAACGUGAAAGACAUCACCAACAGACUCCACCCAAAGCCUCGUUAUCGUUUAGUGCCGUCAGCGACACCUAUCACUGUUUAUUAGCAUCGUUCGUAUUCGACAAAUUCAAUAAGUGUUGAAAUUUAGUUUUUAUAGAUUCAUCAAGUCUACGAUACCACGGUCGUUGAAAUUUACUAAUAUUUUAUUGUUUAAGAAUUGUUCCGAUAUUCUUUCUUUAUUAAAGAAUUUACUAGCGAUUUUAACAUUAUUUUCUCGGUUAAUAUUUUAUAAGAUAGUAAAGGGUUAAUACAAAAUGUAUAUUGAAACUUUGA
Pecten maximus is the source of this 2154-nucleotide messenger RNA. RefSeq lists its product as uncharacterized. The coding region runs from base 998 to 1927 and encodes 309 amino acids. The transcript is spliced from 2 exons. NCBI's taxonomy places the organism in Eukaryota, Metazoa, Mollusca, Bivalvia, Pectinida, Pectinidae. The record is from RefSeq and is a predicted model, not a curated record.